Mustela lutreola (European mink) is the source of this 3358-nucleotide messenger RNA. RefSeq names its product free fatty acid receptor 4 (gene FFAR4). Gene Ontology annotation, cellular component: membrane. Gene Ontology annotation, biological process: G protein-coupled receptor signaling pathway. NCBI's taxonomy places the organism in Eukaryota, Metazoa, Chordata, Mammalia, Carnivora, Mustelidae. Bases 163 to 1248 code for a protein of 361 amino acids. Gene Ontology annotation, molecular function: G protein-coupled receptor activity; peptide binding. The transcript is spliced from 3 exons. The record is from RefSeq and is a predicted model, not a curated record.
CCGGGCUCAGUGCGCAACGCCCAGCGCCGGCGCUCCUGCGGCGGGAGGGGGCCAGAGGGGAGAUGUCGCAACCGCCUCCCUCCCUCUUUCCCCGCCUUGGCGCUCAGUCGCCUCCCAGAUGAGCGCUCUCGCAGACGGCUGCGGGCCGCCCGGGCGCCCGGCAUGUCCCCUGAGUGCGCGCAGGCGGCGGGCACCGGAUCACCGCGCAGCCUGGAGCGGGCCAACCGCACCCGCUUCCCAUUCUUCUCCGACGUUAAGGGCGACCACCGGCUGGUGCUGACCGCUGUGGAGACGGUCGUGCUGGCGCUCAUCUUUGCGGUGUCGCUGUUGGGCAACGUGUGCGCUUUGGUGCUGGUGGCGCGCCGACGGCGCCGCGGCAACACCGCCUGCCUGGUGCUCAACCUUUUCUGCGCCGACCUGCUGUUCACCAGCGCCAUCCCGCCCGUGCUGGCCGUGCGAUGGACCGAGGCCUGGCUGCUGGGCCCGGUCGCCUGCCACCUGCUCUUCUACGUGAUGAGCUUGAGCGGCAGCGUCACCAUUCUCACCCUGGCGGCCGUCAGCCUGGAGCGCAUGGUGUGCAUCGUUCGCCUGCAGCGCGGCAUGCGGGGUCUGGGGCGGCGGGCGAGGGCCGCGCUGCUGGCGCUCAUCUGGGGCUACUCGGCGCUGUCCGCUCUACCCCUCUGCGUCUUCUUCCGCGUGGUCCCCCAGCGGCCCUCCGGCCAGGACCAGGAGAUUUCGAUUUGCACACUGGUUUGGCCCAGCAUUGCCGGAGAAAUCUCCUGGGAUGUGUCCUUUGCAACUUUGAACUUCUUGGUGCCAGGAUUGCUCAUUGUGAUCAGCUACUCCAAAAUUUUACAGAUCACAAAGGCGUCAAGGAAGAGGCUCACGGUGAACCUAGCUUACUCAGAGAACCACCACAUCCGUGUGUCCCAGCAGGACUUCCGGCUCUUCCGUACCCUCUUCCUGCUCAUGAUCUCCUUCUUCAUCAUGUGGAGCCCCAUCAUCAUCACCAUCCUCCUCAUCUUGAUCCAGAACUUCAAGCAAGACCUGGUCAUCUGGCCUUCCCUCUUCUUCUGGGUGGUGGCCUUCACAUUUGCCAACUCAGCCCUGAACCCCAUUCUCUAUAACAUGUCACUGUUUAGGAAUGAAUGGAGGAGAAUUUUUCACUGCUUCUUCUACCCGGAAAAGGGAGCCAUGUUUACAGAUACGUCUGUCAGAAGAAACGAUCUGUCUAUUAUUUCCAACUAAUUAAAUUUUCUCCAUAGGCAGAGUUGAUCAUCCUCUGGAAGACCAUAAUAUGUUUUCAAAGGGAAUUAAUUUCCAGGACUGUCACAUCCAUGUAGCCUGCUUCAAGAAAGUGUAACCUAUGCAAACACACAUUUAUAGCACCCGUCAAUUAAGGGGUGAUCGUUCAGUAUAACAGUUUUGCCCUUUAUAAAAAUGUUUUGCUGUGGGCUCCUUUUAAAUAGGAACUUUUUUCAGUAUGUUUGUAAUAUGAUUGAGUUUAAUGAAUUUUUAUUUAUAACUUCAGCAAUCCCAUCUCUUAUGUGUAAAGCUGGUUUCUGAAAUGAGUCUUGGAAAUGAUCCAGGGCCCAGAUUUCUCCUUGAAGGUGUCACGGCCAUCUAGGUACUCCCCUCCCCAGACGUGCAAGGCCUCAAGACCAUUCACUAAUGUCAAAAGCACUUGAGGAAUUUCUAAGGAAUAAUUAAAGGUGACUUUAGUUUUUCACUUAUAAGAAAUGCCACGGACCUCUUUAGGAAAAGCCAUGUCAUGAAAUCAGAGAGGAGAAAGGAUGAUUCAAAACACUGAAUGUGAAAGCACAAGAGAUUCCCUUCACUAAUCCCCCGCCAGGUCCUCUUAAGUACAUGCUGUGGUUGGACAGCCCCGGCCCCUACCCUUAUGGAGCUUACUUACCUUCUGUUCAGUGGGGGGUGAAGCCCUAAACAGAAAUCCGUAGAUAAUAUAAAUAGAAGUCCAUAGAGUGUGGAGUAGCGUCAUGAAGAAAAUAGGACGAUGAUGCUAUUUGGAUGGGGUGGGGAGGGGUCUAGGAAGACCUUUCUGGGGGAUGAUAUUUGGGCCAAAAGGUAAACCACUAGAAAGAGCCAACCAUCUGAAUCCAGGGGAGCGGGGCUUUGCAGACCUCGCAGACACUGGUCCUGGUGCAAAGACGUUUGGUGUAGGGGAAGCAAACUAUUGACUGAGCUACAAACUGUCCUUUGUGCCAGGAUAGAGGGGUGCCCUGCUGGAACCCAUUGAUUAAAACCAAAGAAGGUACAAGGCUGGACCGAGUAGGGUCUGGGAGGCUACAUAGGGAGUUUGUUGUGUUCAGUGGACAACCACUGGAAGUCUGCAACUGGAGCCUGUUAUGACCCAACCUGUAUCUUUAAAUGUGACUCUGGCUGCUGUGCAGGAAAUGGACUUUGAGGAGCAAGAAUUUAUUUUUUUUUAUUAAUGUUUUUUUUUUUUUUUUUAGAUUUUAUUUGUUUAUUUGACAGAUAGAGAUCACAAGUAGGCAGAGAGGCAGGCAGAGAGAGAGAGGAGGAAGCAGGCUCCCUGCCGAGCAGAGAGCCUGAUGCGGGGCUCGAUCCCAGGACCCUGGGAUCAUGGCCUGAGCUGAAAGCAGAGACUUUAACCCACUGAGCCACCCAGGUGCCCCAAGGGGCAAGAAGUUAAAAAAAAAAAAAAAAAAAAGACCAUUUAGGCGGCUACUGAAGUAGAACAAGAGGAAAGUCAGAGGGGGAGGUGGCCUUCGUGGGCCUUCGUGGGGGUUUGUGAGAAAGGAUCUCAGGACUACUUUGGGGAGCAAGCUCGAUUUACUGAUGGACAGGAUGUAGAACGUGGGGAAAAGAGAAGAUUCGAGGGUGACUCCUGACAGUGGGUGGAUGGCGGGCCAGGCCAUAAAAAGGGGAAUGACUAGAAGAAUGGCAGGUGGGAGAACCAAGAGUUUUGUUUAGGGGUUAUAAAUUUGAGAUCCCAAGGAGAUGCUAAUGGAAAGUAGGCCGUUGGAUGCAGGGAUGUGGGACUUGGGCCAAAGAUACGAUAUUAGAAGCCAUCGGGUUAUGUUUAUAGGUCUUUGGUUUUAUGAAAUAUCCCUGAGAUGAAGAAACCAGAGCCAAAGAGGAACUGUUACUUGGAGGUGGGGCAGUGACUGGCAUGUGCAGCAGUUUAGGAUCUGGUACACAGUAGGGGGUCAACGAAUCUUCGUUGUAGAGUCAAUGAGUGCGGGUUGCUGUCACUCACAAGGUUUCUUGAACAGCUUGUUUCUGAAGUGAGAGUUAUGGGGAUCACAAGCUUGAGAAAAAGAAGACAGAUUUUUUUUUGUUCAUCUUGGUGCAUUAAAGUUGUUUUGUGAAGUGA